CAGCGAGUUAGCUGGCUAGCUAAGGUUUUCAGUGAGGUAGUGAAACGACACUAAGAUGGUAUGCCCUCUCGGGUCUUUCUUUGCUCUCCUUUUUAUCGUGAAGCCACAAGUUUGAGUGUCAUCCAAACCUAUCCAGUGAUUUUUGUGUCCUCUACCCACCUAACACCCACAGCGUGACAUCUUGACAGAUUUGAAAUUGCUUCCUGUCAUCUACCUACAUGUAGGCAACUGAACCACUACAAGUCAUCCACCAGCCAUGCUGUCCAGACUGAGAUCCACUGUGCGCCCCAGCGUGACUGCCUGCCGAUGGGCCCACACCAAGGAGAAGGGCAAGCCCCUCAUGCUGAACCCCCGCACAAAUAAGGGAAUGGCCUUUUCGCUGCAGGAGCGGCAGAUUCUUGGGAUCCAGGGCCUUCUCCCACCCAAAAUCGAGACCCAGGACAACCAGGCCAUGCGCUUCCAGCAGAAUCUGCAGAAAAUGACCGACCCAUUGCAGAAGUACAUCUACCUGAUGGGGAUCCAGGAGCGUAAUGAGCGGCUCUUCUACCGGGUGCUAAUGGAGGACAUCGAGGACCUCAUGCCCAUCGUCUACACCCCCACAGUGGGGCUGGCCUGCACACACUAUGGGCACAUAUUCAGGAGGCCAAAAGGUCUCUUCAUAUCCAUCAUGGACCGAGGGCACGUGCGCUCCAUCCUGGAUAACUGGCCAGAGACUGACGUAGCGGCUGUGGUGGUGACGGACGGGGAGCGCAUCCUGGGCCUGGGGGACCUGGGAGUGUACGGGAUGGGCAUCCCGGUCGGGAAGCUGUGCCUUUACACGGCCUGUGGUGGAAUCAGGCCAGAGAAAUGCCUUCCCGUGUGCAUCGAUGUGGGAACAGACAAUGAGACUCUGCUGCAGGACCCCUUCUACAUGGGCCUGUACCAGAAGCGGGAUCGAUCCCAGCUUUACGAUGACCUCAUCGAUGAGUUCAUGGAGGCCAUCGUGGAGAAGUAUGGCCAGGACACCCUGAUUCAGUUUGAGGACUUUGGCAACCACAACGCAUUCCGCUUAAUUAAGAAAUACCGGGAAAAGUAUUGCACCUUCAAUGACGAUAUUCAAGGUACUGCAGCAGUAGCCCUUGCUGGGCUGUUGGCUGCUCAGAGGGCGAUUGGGAAACCCAUCACUGAACACAAUGUGUUGUUCCUGGGAGCUGGAGAGGCAGCCCUGGGCAUUGCCGGCCUUAUCACCAUGGCGAUGAUGGAGGCAGGCAUGUCUCAGGAGGAUGCCAGGAAAAGGGUCUGGUUGUAUGACAAACAUGGCCUACUGGUGCAGGACAGACCACAGGGCACAGAUGGUAACCAGGAAGCGUUUGUGCACCCUAGUCCAGGAGAAGUCAGCAGCUUCUUGGAUGCAGUCAAUGUUAUUAAACCCACAGCCAUCAUUGGCGUGUCAGGGGCAGGGCGACUCUUUACACAUGAUGUCAUCAAAGCGAUGGGCUCCCUGAACGAACGGCCAAUCAUCUUCGCCCUCAGCAACCCCACCACCAAAGCAGAGUGUACAGCUGAGGAUGCCUACACACUCACAGAGGGAAGGUGCCUGUUUGCAAGUGGAAGCCCCUUUGAUUCGGUAACAUUGGCAAAUGGCCGUGUGCUGACUCCUGGCCAGGGGAACAACGCUUACAUUUUCCCAGGAGUGGCUUUGGCAGUGAUCCUUAGUGGGGUAAGGCACAUCAGUGACACAGUGUUCCUGGAGGCAGCUAAGUGUCUGGCCGAGGAGGUGACCGACCAGGAGAUGACUGAGGGAAGGUUGUACCCACCUCUCUCCAACAUCAGAGAGGUGUCUAUACGCAUGGCCAUCAAGGUGGUGGAGUAUGUGUAUGCAAAGGGAAUGGCCUUCCGCUACCCAGAGCCUCUUGACAAGGACAAGUUUGUGCGGUCAACUAUAUGGAACACCAAUUAUGACUCUUUAGUCCCGGAUAUCUAUGAGUGGCCUGGGGUGUCCCACACGCCCUUAAAGAAGUAGAGGGGUGAUGGGGUUGGGCGUUUGGGACAGGUUCUGGUGCGGUUAGCUUGACAGAUUGGUUAGGGAAGUGUUAAGAGACAGGAAACAUGAAGACAGCAUUAGAUUCGUAGGGUCACCAUCAUCACAGUAGACUCAGGUCAUCAAAGAAAAUGGAAAAGCCUAUCAAACAUGGCAUACACUCCAGUCAAUGGCUUUAUCCCAACUACUCGUUUCUCAUUGAUUUUAUUUUUAUGCUUUGGUUUGUCAUCCUCAUUUAUUCCCUUUACCGUACCUUGAAUUUCUGUCGUUUUGCACAUGAGGUUUCUUGGUUUUAAAGUUAUCGUCAGUUAUUCUUAAAGCCCAGCAAACCUGCUCCCCACAUAUAGGAGAUAUCAGUAAUAAAUUGUAUUUUUCAAGUUUUUGACAAUUUGUAUUUUAUUAGUAUUUAUUCACUCCCCAGUUCCAUGAAUUGCAUAAAGUAGUGCAUUGCAUGUUGUAUAGUCAAAGCAGGAAAUUGUUUGAAUCCAGAUUUUAUUCUUCAAGAGACAUUGAACAUCAGAAAGGCUUUUCUUUUUUAAGUAUUUUCUUAAAGUGGGCAGAGAUGGUUCAGGAAUGACUUUUAGUUUAGUCUGAUUUAACUUUUGAGAGAGCUGUGGGUGUCAUGCUUCCAUGGAUUCCAAACCGAUUUUAAGGGUUCUAGUUCCUUAGCAUCUAUUUGGCCUCCAUUGCAAAGUUGUAAUGUCCUCUGUAGUGUCCUUUUAAGAUGGAAAGUUUGUCAAAGACUCAUACAGAUAACACUCAUCAACUGUGAAGCCAGUAUUGCAAGUAGGGGUAGAAUGAACAAUGACUGGACCUGUUUCCCUUAUGUACCUGUGCUCACUAUUCUGUGCAGAACAGAUUAAGGUGUCCUCACACAACAUUAAGUAUAUGCCACAGCUACUACACAAACAGUUACACAAGCAGCUAUUAAAUAGAAUUCAGCAUGGGCAUUGCCAAGUUUAAUUGCAUCAUUUGCAAUAUACAGUUAGCUAGUAGAUAUGACAUGUAAUGCUUAGAUCAACAGCAUAGGCACUUCCCACGCUUAAAAAGUUAAGGUCAGGGGACAGAAAAGAGUACGGCAGGACAUGCAUUUUUUUCUGGCUGACCUUCUCUGAAGUGCCUGUGUUGACUUCAAGAGACGUCUUUCUCGUUAACUAUUCCGUUUACUAGCCAAAGAUUUCAACACAGUUCAUACAGUUCUUUUCAUUUAUUUGAACACGAAAGCAUUGAACAACACAGGUGUAAGGUCUUAUAACAGCUAAGAUGGCUUAAAGUGUAGAGGCACUUUACAUGAUUAUCAUUAAUAUCAUAUAAAAGAUAUUUAUGUACUUGUGGUCAUUAUGGUUUCAUCACCAGUUCAUGUUUCGAGCAUUUUCACAUUAUUGGCGUGGGCUAUAGGUGAAAUGCAGGAGUGAACAUUUGGGUUUAUUUCAGACUUGUAGUUGAACCACCUCCUUCCUGUGAUAUCUGGAUGUCAAACCUGGAUUCCGUUGGGAUUCUUUUACUUAUCGUUACCACUUUCACCCAGUGUAACAACAUGAGAUGUGAAGUGUCUUAACAUCACAAUGGUUUUACCCAGCUGUGUCUGUGUUGUUGAAGUGAAUGUGUAGUGUUUAUGUCAUACUGGUUUAGUUAAACUCUUAACCUCACCAAAACACUGUAAAUGCCCAGGUAGAUGAUUGCUUAUGAACCUCCUUGUUUUUUAAUGAUCAUUUCUGGUAUAUAGAAGUUUGCAUUUGUGCAGUGUUAAUUUGGUGUUUUACUGUUUAUUUUGCUAUGCAAUGUUGCCUUAGCGUAUGAACGCACAAAGCAGCACAUACAUUGGACCAGCUCCCCAUGUGUGCUGUAACAGAAUAAAUGAAAUUAUAGUUUUCAA
This is a messenger RNA of Clupea harengus (Atlantic herring), 3896 nucleotides long. RefSeq names its product malic enzyme 2, NAD(+)-dependent, mitochondrial (gene me2). Gene Ontology annotation, biological process: malate metabolic process; pyruvate metabolic process. Gene Ontology annotation, cellular component: mitochondrion. Lineage: Eukaryota; Metazoa; Chordata; Actinopteri; Clupeiformes; Clupeidae. Gene Ontology annotation, molecular function: NAD binding; malate dehydrogenase (decarboxylating) (NADP+) activity. The record is from RefSeq and is a predicted model, not a curated record.